AUGUUCACCCUACGAGACGCGAUUUUCCUCAUCGAAUUGGCAUUCUAUUGUCCCAUUCCGCCUGCCAUCAUCUUCAUUCUCCUCAUCCACGGCGGAAAAAAGCCAUACACAUGGCGUCCUAUCCUAAUACCUCUCUUCCUGCUUUCCGGGAUGCGAAUCGCCGGUGCAUCACUGGGCCUAGCAGCCAUGAAUCCCGACAAGUCCAACCUCCUCACCACAGCAACACUCCUAGACACAAUCGGACUAGCACCAGUUUUGUGCUUACCGAUCGGAGUCCUAGUUCGAGCCAACGCCCCCCUCCGCAAAGGCCUCUCCUUCUGGAUAUUCCUCCCCCUCCAACUAACCAUCAUAGCCGCAACAAUAAUGACCGCCUACGGCGGCCGCGAUCUCUACACAACUGACCAGCACCAAACCAAAGAUCUAACCCUAAUGCGCGCCGGAAUCUGCCUCUCCAUCGCCAUCUUCGCCAUAACCGUCUUCCUCUCCGUGAUCACACUAUUCAAAGUACAAGGCGGGUACGGAAACGAGCGCGCGGCUGCUAUGUGUGCGGUCCUGUCAAUCCCGUUUAUGAGUGUUAGGUUGGCGUUUUCGGCGGGGAGUUUGUUUUCGGGGGAGGAGAGUGUGUUGGAUCCGAUGGCGAAGGAUGAUACGGGGGUUUGGUUGCAUUUGUUUAUGGUUGUUGUUAUGGAGUAUGUUGUUGUGCUUUCGGCGACGGCGGUGGCGUUGGGGUCAAGGAGAGUUGUGCUUGUGGAGAAGAAGGAGGAUGGGUUUGAUAAGGAGAUUGAGGUUCAGACUUGGAUUUAG
Aspergillus glaucus CBS 516.65 is the source of this 804-nucleotide messenger RNA. RefSeq lists its product as uncharacterized. Lineage: Eukaryota; Fungi; Ascomycota; Eurotiomycetes; Eurotiales; Aspergillaceae. Bases 1 to 804 code for a protein of 267 amino acids. The record is from RefSeq and is a predicted model, not a curated record. The transcript has 2 exons.